Messenger RNA from Vigna unguiculata (cowpea), 1205 nucleotides. Its product is annotated as DUF309 domain protein. NCBI's taxonomy places the organism in Eukaryota, Viridiplantae, Streptophyta, Magnoliopsida, Fabales, Fabaceae. The record is from RefSeq and is a predicted model, not a curated record.
CUUCGACCAUCACCACACAAAAAAGGGAAAGAAAAUAUGGCUAAACAAGAGAAACCUUUCUUUGCCAUUCAUCAUCCAUGGCUCUUCUUCCUUCUUCUUCUUCUUCUUCUCUCACAACUCUUCUCCAUAUCUCAUCCCAACGUUAUCUUCCAUGUUCCUUUCACAGCCCCAUCACUCUUGCAUCAUCUUUCAAACCACUUACUUAUUCAAAGCAGCACCUGAACCAUAGAAGCUGCAAUUCCAAGCUCUUGGCUUUUUCUUACAGGUAUUUCAAUGAAGAAGAAGAUGAAGAUGAUGAUGAGAACCACACCUUUGAUGAAGCUGUGGCUCUCUUCAAUGGAGGAGAGUACUACAAAUGCCAUGACUAUCUUGAAUCCCUUUGGAACAAUGCAGAAGAGCCCACCAGCACACUCUUUCAUGGAAUACUGCAAUGUGCAGUCGGUUUCUACCACCUCUUCAACCAGAACCACAGAGGAGCCAUGAUGGAGUUGGGGGAAGGACUAUGUAAAUUGAGAAAGAUGGAAUUCUCAAAUGGGCCAUUUCAAAAGUUUGAGAAAGAUAUUUCAGCAGUUCUAGAUUUUAUCUAUCAGACUCAGAUAGAGUUAGCUGCAUGUAGUGAGAAUGUAUGUGUUAGAAUGGAUCGAUCAGAAAGAUCUUACGAACUUCUGGGGGAAUAUGCUUCAGGGAAGCGUGUGUAUGAUCUAGAACUUUGUAGUGAUGCAUCAGUGUACAUUGUGUUCUGUCCUCAAGGCUCUAAUGGUUCCUCUGAAGCCCCAAGAGUAAAGCUUCCUAAGCUUAAGGCUACCAUGGAACAUCUUGUGCCCUAUCAAUACAAGUGAACAUCUUUUCAAGACACUUUCCAUAGAUCAAACCACAUGCAAAUGUUUUCUGUCCUAAAGUGAAAAUAGCAGUAACAAUAUGCAAAAGCAUUUGCAAUGAUUUCAAAAUUGGUGCAUCUAAGUAACCCAGAAAAGGAUAGAAGAAAAGAGUUUAUAAUUUUUUGGGGAGACUUCUUUACUUAUAAUUCAUCAUACCCCCCUUUCUUCCUAUACCAGCCAUUUGAUUUUGCAAGUACCUGAAAAUAUCAUAUUUACACUACAGUACACUAUACUGAGUUUUUAAAAUUGUAUCGUAAAUAAUGCAGAAGUACUUAUGCAAUAGGAAAUAUUCAAUUCAAUUUCAUUUUAGAUUUUGCUCUUUUAAAA